GCUGGGAGGCUGUCGUAUCGAGCACAGUCAGUGGAUAACUGGGUUGCAACGUCAAUAACAAUCGGUAUAAUACCGCUGGAUUAUCGGCGUUGCAUGCGUUUAUUGAAUGCGAUUGGUAUGCAUUUUCACAACCCUAGUAGAACACUGCAAAGAGGAAAUUCUGACUCAUAUUCGUGGUUUCGUUAUCUGUAACGAGGGCGUUACAGGAAAGAUGCCUUGUCCAUCGGUGAGUGCGGUGCGCGAUCGCAGAUGAUAAAGAACGGUGCAUUUUAAUUUUGAUAUGUAGAUAUAACACACGGCUUAUCGUGUUAUAGUUGGAAUAACGGUGUAUAGGUAAAUAUCUAUGACAAAUGGAGUAGAACAGAUGCUAAAAUGCGAGGUGCCCGGUCUAUUUGCGCAGGUGGAUCACCAACCUGAUGUUAACAAUCGCGUUUCUCCCCGCGUCUGCCGGGUCGGUAUGCUGUGAAGCUGGUUGUGAAUACCGGGACUCGAGUCAUGCUUCCCGGGGUCGGCGUGUUUGGCACCAGCUUGACCACGCGGGUGAUUAUCCCGCUUUUGAAGAACGAAGGAUUCGCAGUCAAGGCUCUAUGGGGACGGACUCAGGAGGAAGCCGAGGAGCUGGCCAAAGAAAUGAACGUACCGUUUUAUACCAAUAGAAUCGACGACGUUUUGCUGCAUCAGGAUGUGGAUUUGGUGUGUAUCAACCUUCCUCCACCUUUAACGCGGCAGAUUGCUGUCAAAACAUUAGGUAUUGGUAAGAAUGUGAUCUGCGAUCGCACCGCCACCCCCCUCGAUGCCUUCCGCAUGAUGUCGGCCGCCCAGUACUACCCCAAACUGCUGAGCGUCAUGGGUAACGUGCUGCGCUUCCUGCCCGCCUUCGUUCGGAUGAAGGAGCUCGUGGAGGAGGGCUACGUGGGGGAGCUGCUGGUCUGCGAGGCCCAGGUCCACAGCAGCAGUCUGUUGGGUAAGAAGUACAACUGGAGCUGUGACGACCUGAUGGGCGGUGGGGGGCUGCACUCGGUGGGUACCUACAUCAUCGACCUGCUCACCUUCCUGACGGGCCAGCGGGCGGCCAAAGUGCACGGCUUCCUCAAGACAUUCGUCAAGCAGACGGCGCACAUCUGUGGCAUCCGUCAGAUCACCAGCGACGACUUCUGCACCUUCCAGAUGGUGCUGGAGGGCGGCGCCUGCUGCACCGUCACGCUCAACUUCAACGUGCCCGGCGACUUCCGCCAGGAGGUGAUCGUGGUGGGCACGGUGGGCCGGCUGACGGUCAGCGGCACAGACCUGUACGGACAGAAGAACACCAUGGAGGGAGGGCCGGAGCUACUUCUGAAGGACAGCACCCCUCUGGAGAAGGCCUCCCUACCGGAGAAGGCUUUCAGCGACAUCCCCUCACCCUACCUGACAGGAACUAUUUGCAUGGUACAGGCGGUGCGGCAGGCCUUCGAGGACCAGGAUGACCGGCGCACAUGGGAUGGAAGGCCUCUGACUAUGGCGGCCACCUUCGAGGACUGCCUGUAUGCACUGUGUGUGGUGGACACCAUCAAGAAGUCCAACCAGUGCGGCGAAUGGCAGAACAUUGAGGUGAUGAAAGAGGAGCCCGAGGUGAGCCCGGCGUACCUGAUCAGCGAGGCCAUGCGGCGCAGCAGGAUGUCUCUCUACUGCUAGCACUGGCACCAAAAUGGCCGACUGGUGCUAGAGACUGGGGGUGAGAGAGUGCCCUCAUUGGCUGGCUGUCUGACCAAUAGGGGAUAAGGGUCCUGUUUCGCUUGUCCCCAAAAUGAUGUGAACAGUGAUGAACACUCCUAUCUCUUUGUCCUCUUUUCUGGAUGAAUAAGCCUCGCACUGUGGGUCUGAGAAAGGGAGGCCGUUUCUAUGGGACUCGGGGGGUCAACAGAGGGGUUUUAUUGUACCUCCUAGAGAGGUGAAUGUUUAAACCACAGGGGGCUUGAAUGGUUCCGUCCCUGUCUCAGUGUAUGUGUGCUGUGUAUGAGUGUGAAACCGGAGUGCAAAAAAACACCUGAAAAAUGUAUAGUUUGGUUGGUAGGGCUUUUAGUGAGCCCCCCCCUCUGAUAAAGUGUGCAAUAAAUCCUGCCAGAGCUGCAGGCUCGUGGAAUUAUGUCAUCCUGCCUGAAUCAAGGGAAUACCCUUUUUGCCUGCUUCUCGUUUUUGUAGUAACGUCCUUUAUGCAAUAGACAGACACACAGUCUGUGGAUGGCGACUCAAUCCCGUGCUAUGCUGUGAGUAAAGCCAAGUGUUUUUCUAUCUCAAGGUCAUUCCCGUUGCUUAGCUAGCCAGCUAGGUUAGCAUUUUGCAUGCGCUAAAGCUUCUUACACAAUAGCGACAAUGUAGGUUAAAACAAUCAGUACUAACCUCUGGGUUAGUGCACGGAUGGGGACACUAUCAAGCCUCCAGAUAAACAGCCUUUAAGACUCCCACUAGGAACGCUUUGCUUGACUAUCGGUGUGUGUGUAUGUGUAACUUAGUGCUGCUACCUGAAGAACAUGCGUUCAUUAGUUUUUUUUUGAGAGAAGAGCACUGAUGGUCGUGUACUCGUCAUUAUCCACACAGGUUACAGGAGAGAAUGGUAGUAGCACAUAUUGACCUACAAGCCAAAACGUAUUUUUGUAUUUUAUUCAAGCGCUAUCUUAUUGUUUUCUUAAUGUUGAUUAUGCGAUGUAGGCUUAUGUCUAUAGUCUUGUAUAAAACAAAAAGUGAAUUGUUUAACAUUAGUCAUGAUAUAAAUGUACUGUUUUUUUGUAUUUUAUUUGUUUGUUAAACUGCAGUGCAAAAAGACUGGAGCAUGUUUUGAUGAACGCACUGUUCAGUAUAGAAGUAUUCAUUUUGUGUUUUGGACUGAUCCGUAUGGGGGGGGGGGGUCUAGUUAGUGGGAGACUGGUGAGGUGAGAGUCUAGUUAGUGGGAGACUGGUGAGGUGAGAGUCUCGUUAGUGGGAGACUGGUGAGGUGAGAGUCUAGUUAGUGGGAGACUGGUGAGGUGGGAGACUGGUGAGGUGAGAGUCUAGUUAGUGGGAGACUGGUGAGGUGAGAGUCUCGUUAGUGGGAGACUGGUGAGGUGAGAGUCUCGUUAGUGGGAGACUGGUGAGGUGAGAGUCUCGUUAGUGGGAGACUGGUGAGGUGAGAGUCUCGUUAGUGGGAGACUGGUGAGGUGAGAGUCUCGUUAGUGGGAGACUGGUGAGGUGAGAGUCUAGUUAGUGGGAGACUGGUGAGGUGAGAGUCUAGUUAGUGGGAGACUGGUGAGGUGAGAGUCUAGUUAGUGGGAGACUGGUGAGGUGAGAGUCUCGUUAGUGGGAGACUGGUGAGGUGAGGGUCUCGUUAGUGGGAGACUGGUGAGGUGAGAGUCUCGUUAGUGGGAGACUGGUGAGGUGAGAGUCUAGUUAGUGGGAGACUGGUAAGGUGAGGGUCUAGUUAGUGGGAGACUGGUAAGGUGAGAGUCUCGUUAGUGGGAGACUGGUGAGGUGAGAGUCUCGUUAGUGGGAGACCUCAGCUCCAAACGUGCGUUGGUCCUGUCUGUGGGAUCUCUGAGGAAAAUGACUAUCUUGGUUGGAGUUAUAGAAACCUUUUUAAAACGUGUGGUCCUCAUUUGUAUUCCAUUUUUGAUAGGUGCAGAAAAUCUAUCAACUUCCCUUAGGGCUCAACAAGCACACUUUGUUAGGGCUCAACAAGCACACUUUGUUAGGGCUCAACAAGCACGCUUUGUAGCUAUUCAAAAGAUAUCAUCUGUCCAGUCAGUCACCCAUUGGGCACACACUGGUUGAAUCAAUGUUGUUUCCGCAUCAUUUCAAUGAAGUUACGUUGAACCAACAUUGACUUGACAACCGUGCCAAGUGGGAUGCCUUCGCCUAUUCAAUGAAACCUGGAACUGUGAUAUUGAUUUAGAAUUUUGGUCAAAGUUCUCAGUUCUGGACAUUCCAGGGCCUAUAUUCACAUUGUGUCUCAGAGUAAGAGUGCUGAUCUAGGAUCAGGUCCUCCCUGUCUUAUUCGUUAUGAUCUGAAAGGUAAAACUGAUCCUAGAUGCAUUGUGAAUACGGGCCUUGGUCUCAUAAAGAGUUGCGGUCUUCAGUGUAAGAAUCCCUGUUGCAUGUUGGCCUUUCCGAUCAUCAGUAAGCGAGAAGGACAGAUUCAAGAUCCAGUCUUGGUAUUAUGUACUUGACCAUCCUAAUUCUUUAUCCAAUUCUCAGUUAGUCCCCUCUGUUCUUAAGCCGGGUCUAUGGCCUUGUUCCAAACCAUGCACCUCUAAAGCUGCACCCAGAGAGGAAGUCUGUGAGGAUUCCCUUUUGAGGCCUUAUCGGGAGGAGAUGAGGAGAGGUGAUAGGAACUAUGGUUUAGUCCCCUUCCAGUCCAGGAUGGAGCCCGAUUCGCUUUAUUAGAUCAAAUCAAACCAUUGAACUUGACCGUGAAGAUCGCUAACGCGUCACAUUAAACGUGACAGCGCUAAAUCAGACAUUUUAUCAGACUCUAUGAAGGACAGAAAGGAUCCAAGUAGAGUCUGUUUAGCGGUUUGAUGUGGCACACCGGCGUAUUUAGCCGUAAGCCUAUAUUUUGACGAGGUGCUCUAGAUGCCAUUUCCUUCAACAUUUUUUAGGCCAGUUGAUGAAAAUUGAGUUUGGGUAUUUAAGUGGUUGAAUAUUUAAUGUGUGAAAUUAGAAAUUAAUGUUGUGGAAGAUUUCAUGCAUUUGGUGUCCCUUAACAGGUUUGCUGACUAAUUUGUACAUUUUAAUUUAAUGUCUUCAUGCCAUUUUAUUAUUUAGCUUUUUUGCUUUUUAUAAAGUGAACGUUUCAGGUCACAGCCAAUGUUGGUUAAGUUGUAUGAUAAAAUGGACAACCGCUAUACCACAUCAAACUGCAACAACGGAGAUUUUAAUAUUGUAGUGUGUGUGUGUGUCUAUAGCUGUACCCGAAGGUGCUACCCUUAGCGCACUGUAGAUUCUCCUUUGACUGUACGCCCCCUCCUCUGCGGGACUGUGGUAUGACAAAAGACAAGUCAUAUUGCCAAUUCCUUAUUGUCAUUGUCUGUGUCUUUUUAUGGUGCGUCCUCUUGGCUUUAAAAAAAAAGACAUGGAAAAAGAAAAUGUAAACAUGGUGGGGGAGAUGUUACAGUUUAAUAUGUUUGUUUGUUCGGCUUUGUUUGCUGAAAUGUUAAUAUUUUAGAUCUUCUCCGUGCUGUGCCAACAUUUUACAAACAACUUAGGGAGAUUGGGGUUUCCUGAUUUAAUAUAGAUGGUAAUCUCGCUCAGUGGGAUUUAGAUUAGAUAGAUUUUGGGAAACAAAGACUUUAGAAUGUGGUUUGGAUACAUGACCCCCCCCUCCCCUGCCUUUGGUACCCUAAGGGGGGUCACUCUGUUCAUAAUGAGAAAACCUCAAAGGUGGUUCUUGUGCACCCUCAGUUCAUCACCUAGCAACUGUGGCAACCACUGUGCCAACACUCGGCCAUCUUGGAUUUCUUUCCACUUUCUCUCAUUCUCUUGUUUUCUGUUUCUGUCUCUCAUUCUCUUUUACCCCCCUCUCCCUCCUCGUUCUCUCUUUCUCCUGCUCGCUCUCAGCCUGAAGGACAAAUUGACUUGGUGCCUCAGCAGACCCCUGAUAGCUUAUUCAUUAAACUCACCGUUCACUCACAAUUGUUUUAGUUUUUUUUGCCUUUUAAACUGUAAAAUGAAAUAUGAUAUUGAUAGAUUUCCCCCACGUUCCUCUUACCAUACAGUGGCCCCUUUUCAUUAUGGCACAGACGAAGCAACCACCGGGCAAGGAAGCUUACAUUGAGCCUGCUUACUUUGGUGAAAAUAUAAUGAUUGUUGUUGAUUUAUUAUGAUGGUCAUUUUAGAUUUUAAGUCAAAUGUCAAUGAUGGCAGUAGACUAGAGCGUCAGAAUAGCUGUUUGUUGGGUGACCGUUUACCCUUCACACUGGGGAAACGCUGAACCCUACUCCUUGCCCUAGUGUCUGUUUCCUUGACUACAGGCUGGAGUGGCAGUUGUUUGGCCCAAUAGUCCCAGACUCCCGGCCCCUUCGUUUCCUGGGAGGAGGUCAGAGGUGAUGACUGCUGAAAAGGGCAACACACACACACACACACACACACACACACACACACACACACACACACACACACACACACACACACACACACACACACA
Messenger RNA from Oncorhynchus masou masou (cherry salmon), 6151 nucleotides. Its product is annotated as glucose-fructose oxidoreductase domain-containing protein 1-like. The record is from RefSeq and is a predicted model, not a curated record. The transcript has 2 exons. The coding region runs from base 496 to 1671 and encodes 391 amino acids. NCBI's taxonomy places the organism in Eukaryota, Metazoa, Chordata, Actinopteri, Salmoniformes, Salmonidae. Gene Ontology annotation, molecular function: nucleotide binding.